Ostreococcus tauri is the source of this 390-nucleotide messenger RNA. Its product is annotated as unnamed product. The transcript has a single exon. The record is from RefSeq and is a predicted model, not a curated record. Lineage: Eukaryota; Viridiplantae; Chlorophyta; Mamiellophyceae; Mamiellales; Bathycoccaceae. The coding region runs from base 1 to 390 and encodes 129 amino acids.
AUGGGAUGCGCGGCGUCGACGGGACGCGUCGAGGGCGUCGAGGGCGUCGAGGGCGUCGAGGACGGCGUCCCGCGCGCGCUCGCGCUCGUGAAAAGAGGCUCGAGCGCGCACGCGCGCGCGCUGGGGGCGUGCGAGGGCGAUGCGGCGGUGAUGACGCGGCGACGGAGUGAAUUUUGGGACACGGCGAGCGCGUACGGAGGCGACGCGAACGUGUGGAUGACGUUGCGGGCGUGCGCGGAUGAGGUGCUCGUGGGUGAAAACGCGAGGGAGGGGUUGAUGGCGUGCGGUGUGGUGCGAUGCGACGCGGCGUUGGCGUGCGCGUACGACGCGCUCGGGAGAAAGUAUGAGAUUCCAGAGUUUGCGAGAAUCUCUCGCGCGGGCGCGGGGUGA